UAGCACUGCACUGUACGCUAGCUGUAUACAAAUUAUUUGCAUGUAAAGCUGAAUCAAAUCCGAAUCGACCACGUCUAAAGCUACAAAAAAUAGAGAGGUCGUCUUCCAAGGUCCCUAAAACGGAGUGAGACUUGGGAGGUCUAAAUUCUCGAGAGAAUAAACGUUCUAAUCAUAGGCACAGGGAACGAGGGAUCUAUCUCGUAAUUUCGUUAAAUCAUAUAGGAUUCAACAGUACCACGUUCAUGAUGUAGGAAGCUACAGCGCUGGCGACACUCAAUGAGCAUGGACUCGUCAGGGAGGCAGCUUCCUACAGAGAGGGUUGGAGAGAAGAUUCUUCAAGAAACCCACCAGAACAACCGGUUACCCCAUGCCUCAAGCAACCCCAAGAGACCAUCAUCUGCUAGUGGAAGUGAUGGCAAGGGAACUCAUUUGCCUUACUCUCAUGGAGAGCAAAGACAACCUCACCAGAGUUCCAUGAGCAAGUCCUCUUUUGGGGCGUGUCUGAAUUCUGUUCAUGAUCGUAGUGCCAGGGGGGUCCAAGGGAGUCCAGUUCAAGGGUUUUCCUUGAAGAGAGCGGUGAUGAAGUCGACCACAUCACAGGCAUGCAGCAGCUCGUCGCCUGUGAAACCAUCUAUCCCGAGGCUUAAAGGUCAGCCAUUAACUAGUCCAGGAAAGCAUUAUCAUUCAUCUCCAGCAGAACAUGAGACGACGGGUAGGCGAAAGAUUGUGAAUACUACCCACACGUACAAGCGAGGAGAGAUGUCAUUAAAAACUCCUCCUAGAGGACAAAAUCGAGAAUCAAGCAGUACUCCAAAAUCUAAAGAUCGCAGUUCAUCUCAGCCGAUUUUAUCUAGUGAAAGAGGAAAGAGUAUGCACCUAAAUUACAGGUCACCUGCGUCAAUACAUGCAAAGUCUGUGGCAGAACAAGGGGAACAUUCAAGGUCUCAUUCUCAGUCUAGGCAUCGUACUGAACCUGGUUCAAGUGUGGAUACUGUCAGAGAUGGAUUUAAAUCACGCCACUCGUCCAAUCCCAAAGGGAGACAUCACAGUGAAUCGAGCAGCAUCUUCCAUAAGGGAGAUACUGGCAAAGAUAUAGAACAAUCACACGUAUCUCAGGAAAGAUCAAGACAUCAAAGUGAAUGUAGCGCAAAGCACCAUCAUGGGCAUCCUGUCAAAGACAGAGAGAAGUCACAGGAGCGAUCAAGACAUCGAAGUGGCACUUCUUCAAAGACCAAUGAGGUAGAUACUGUGAAAGGAAACAGGAAAUCACAAUCGGUACCACAACCCAGGUCAAGACAUCAAAGCGAAUCCAAUGUCAGACACGGUAAGGUGGAUGCUGUUUCAGACAGGAAGAAAACCCAUGAGGCAAAGAGACAAAGAUCUCAUAGUGAAUCUAGUAGAAUCAUGGAUGGCGUGACUCAUGAAGAAAAGAUCCUGGCCAGCAAAAAGAAACACACCAUGCUGUGGGUGUUGAACUCGACUCCUUCAGAAGAAGAUGAGCAGUUAACUUCUUCAAAACCUGUGAAGCAAAAGACACAUGACCAAACUCUUUCACCAAAUACAGAUCACGCAAGAGCAAGCUUCAUUAUUGUCCAAGAUAAGGCAGGUUGGGCUAAACGAAUCUAUAGCGAUGGCAGCAGUGGUGUAACAUCUGGAAUGGAGCCUGUAGGGAGAUCGUCCUACAGCUCUGUGGACAGUAGUGGCUGCCAGAAAAGACACGGUGGGGGCAGCAGAGACUUGCACUUGAAGAAAAGAAAAAAGUUGCAAAGGAAAAACAGUAGUCCAUCUUCAUCACACCAGGGUGUUCCUAGCUACGGGGCACUCUUGAACAUGGCACAGCGAAACUUGAGCAAUGGACAGCAUACCCCAGACGGUAAAAUAACUGAUAGGGUGCCGGAAAGAAUCAGAAGAAAUUCUCAUCAGAGUGGCAGUGAUUCAGAGCAGCAUCUUUCACGUCGCAACCUGCAACAAGGAUCAUUUGAAUGUGACUAUGAUGAAGAAAAAGUAAAACGCUUGUUCAAAGCUUCACUGUCGGCAACACCAAAGAAACAGAAACAGAAACUGAGCAAGCAGUCUUCAGUUGAUUCCCAUGCAAGUUUGGAAUCCUGUGGGAAUCCUUCAUCCUCAAACAGCAUGGAUGAGAUCUCGCUAGAAAAGGUAGAAAGACUUUUCAAUGCUUCUUUAAACACAAAGUCAAAGACUACUGAAUCACCCAAAGUGGAGUCCAAAGCGGAGCCCAAAGCAGCAAAGUGCCCCUUAGAGGAAGCACAGUCACCGGAACGACCCCAGUACACAUGCACUUUUAAAGGCAGGGAGAGCAGCUCAGAACAGAGUGACAAGCACAUAACCUUGUCAUUCCGCAAAGUGCACCAUUUGUCCAAGAAGUCUCUUGGCAGUCACCAUCUCCACAAGUUUCGCGAGAAGUCCGUCAAAGGUCUCCGCCUUGAAGCAUCUUCCAGAGCAGUUCAUAUUCCUCUCAAAAGGCUAAAGUUGAAGUCCGAAAGCAUAUUUCUCACAGAGGAUGUUCUUCGGAGGUUAGGAAGGUCCUCAAGUUUCAUCGUCAACACGGCCAGGAAGCACAAUUUUCUCCAAGGAAAGAAACAGAAAGCUCAUAAGCAUAAACCAAGGAGAAGGGCGUUUCCAUUGUGCAGCUCAUCGGAUCCAGAAACAACAUCUGUUUCGAACAGUCAUGCAGCGCCACUGCAGUAUGACAUACCCCUCAGGCAUGCUAUGUCUGACUCUGCUGCUCUAAGUGAAUCCAGUGUCUCGUCCGGUGUAGCUUCCGGUGUGGCCAAUCUCUUUCAGGAGCUGAGCUCUGAUCCCUCAAGAACUGACCAGCCAGGAGAUUCCUCUUCACCUCUGGGCCUUCAUGGAAGGUCAAAGGUCACAGCAUCACCCAAGUUCUCUGGCAGUAUUUCCAAGCUGAAGCGGAGGAUCGGGAAGAGGCUGCAGGCGGCGGUUCAAGGAGACAGACCAGGAUGCUCUAACAACGGGAAUGAGAGUGACUCAACACUUUUUGGAUCCUCUGCAGGAGAGGGGUAUCCAUUUGGAGAUACAAAUUACAUUCCUGGAGUGGAGGAUGUGAUUUUUGAAGAGACAGUGGCCACAGAGGAGUAUCCACAAAUGGAUACCUUAGCUGAAUGCAUGGUCAGUGAAGCAUCGGAGGGCUGUCCCUCUCCAGCAAAUGCCAAGCACACAGUACUUCUAUCCCAACCAGAUCCUUGUGACUUGAUGCCGGGUCAUUCGGAGAACAGUCCUGCUGAAGAUGGGUGUGAUGGAUCAAAGGCAACGGAGACAUCGGGAGGUGAUGGAAAUGUAGCUUCAAAUGAAGAGCAAUUGUUGGAGAGAGAUCUUCCUACAAUAAGCGUCAUGGGUAACGACCAACCAGGACGUGUCCCCCUAACAUGUUUGAUGUCCAACAAGUCAGAGAAUACAUGUCCUCAGCCAAAAGGUGAGGCACCUGUACUGCGAGAUUCAGAACACCCACCAUCCUCUCCGUUGCAUGAAACCAAAGCAAGGGAGGACCAGCAAAAUGGAGAAGUGCUUGAAGACACUCUUGACCCUGCAGGAGAGCCAGAGGAAGGGAGCUCUGAUGAAGACCUUGAUGACAGUGAGAGUCUGCCUGAUGCCUGCAUGAAUGCAGGGGACUUUAAGGAUACCCAGGAGAGCAGCUCAGACAGCACGGAUGGUAGUCAGCCUGCAAACACACCAACCACUCUCAUGAAGGAAGUCUGUCGGAUUGGCAACGUACCAGUACCAGGGACACCUUCCAAGCCGUACCCAUUUCCAUUGAAUGAUUCCCUUAGCCCAGGGAGGCUAUCCCAGGAAAUGAGCACAGAGGAAACGACAACAAAGAAGAGAAAACUUAGGUUCAGUUUGGCCAAGAUGGUGGAUAUGAAGAAAAAAACGGAGAAAUUUGAAGCGACAUUCAAACGUCUCAAGCAGGAUGUGAGCCAGGGAGGGUUUGCUAGACAGAUGGAGGAACAACAGGAGACUGGAGACGGUGACCAUGACAACGGCUCAGAUGAACCGGAGGAAAACCAAGCCAUCCUCGAAAGGUACGGUGUCUCUGAAGAGCAGAAGAUACCCAAAGUCCAUCCUGGGGAAGACAUCUUUGAUCAGUCAAAACUCAGACAGAUCUUCAACUACAAUGACCACAUGGCCUCAUUGGCAGGUUGUGGGUUCAAGCCUGAUAAACCCAGUGCCCUGGAAAGUCUUAUGCUGAAAGCAACACCAGAUGAAAUGGUUGAAAUGUUGAGAACCUUUGCUGUAGAGAUGGCAUAUCAUUCCAAGCCUUGUCCGCCUGCCUUCAUGCUUUGGCUCUUCAGACUCAUGUCUGUGCACACAGAUUGUAACGUAGUGAACAAGGCUUACCAGACCAUGUGGUCCAUACUCAACUCGUGGCCAAUCCAGCAUCCUACUGUCGUGCCUUGGGCGCCAUCUGUGGCCGAAAUCACUCAGAUCUUGGUCAACUACGGUGCAUCAUUCAAUGACCUGCUACCACCUGGCCUUGUAAAUCCAGAAUUUGAUGAAACUUCCAUCAGACCACCAAUGGGAGAAGACAAGUCCGGCCAACAGAAGGAGAGAGUUCAACCCUCUGCAGCUGAUCUUACAGAUCCGGUGAAGGCACGUUACCAUGGUAACAACCUUAUGAAGGUCAUCAAGAUCUUGACCCUAGCCCUCAUCACCAGGAAAACAGUUGACAGGUUCCCUUAUACAGAGGAAGAAGUUUGCUGCCUAGCCGUUCUCGUUUGCAAAGCAUCUCUUGAGAAAUACUUCAUCAUGAAAGCUGUAGAGAAUGAUUUCACUCUAUGUCUGUUAGCCCUGUUUGAAUGUGUACCUGAACCUGCAUGGGAGGCUCAGGCUGAACGUUUGUGCCAUGUCUUACCUCAUGUCGCCGCCCACCAUCACAACCUAGUCUACAUCACACAUCUCAUACCUGGCUGUACUGAGAGAGGGAGAUACAUGUCAAGACAACUAGCGUACAUGUGUCUGAAGAAGCUUUCACCUACCGGUAAUAAUGAACCAGAGCAGAAUAACAAUGGAUUCCACCCAGAACUCAAGGUGCAAUACAUUCUGGACGUAGUCCCUGCCACCAGACCUUCUAAAGACACGGACUACUACAAGCUUCACAGCAGGAUCCAGAUCCUGGACCUGGCCAUCGGGAACGAGCGCCUGGACAAGUCUGAGAAGGAAUCCCUCCAGUCACUGAACAACAAACUCAACGUGUUUGUCAAAAACAUCAGGGAGAAGGUCUCCAACAUCAGCAGGUCGCAGGUCAAAGAUCUCAUCGGCAGGAUGACCCUUCGGUUGACACUCAUGGACCAGUCUAUAGUCUCUGACCAGGUCAAUAUAUUCAAUCGCAUGCUGCCUCUGACCGGGAUCAAGGAGGAGAAUAUAGAGGAACACUUCCCCCAGUCCCAGGAGGAUGCAGUCUCAACGAGCUCGGAGGAGGAAGGAGAAGAUAAGUCAGACGACAUGGAUGAAGAUGACGAGGAGGAGGGGGAAGAUCACACCCCGGCGGAUGUAGGACAUUCACCUGAGAAGACGUGAAAGAUGGGGAUGAAAUAGAGAGCUUCGGUGCUCAAGGAGGACCUGCUCGUAAGAACACUUUGUGAGAUAUUUUGUAGAGCAAGCGCCGUUAUCAUCAUGCAGCACUGGCCCAUGCUAGUGCUGUAUAGAAAGGACCUACUCGUAAGAAACUUUUGUGAGAUAUUUCGUAGAGCAAGCGCCGUUAUCAUCAUGCAGCACUGGCCCAUGCUAGUGCUGUAUAGAAAGAACCUACUUGUAAGAAACUUCUGUGAGAUAUUUUGUAGAGCAAGCGCCGUUAUCAUCAUGCAACACUGGCCUGUGCUAGUGCUGUAUUGAAAGGCACAGUCGUCAACAUUCAACAUUUUCAUUCUCAACCAUAAUUCAAGUUGUGUCUGAGCUAUUCGUCAUAGUAUUUGGUUGAAAUUGCUCCGUAAUAUGACUCAGAUUGCACCAAAGAUCAUCUAGAAAUACCAGUGCUUCCAGGGCCCUAAUAAGCUGGCUC
Molecule: messenger RNA, 6034 nt
Organism: Strongylocentrotus purpuratus (purple sea urchin)
Lineage: Eukaryota; Metazoa; Echinodermata; Echinoidea; Camarodonta; Strongylocentrotidae
Exons: 18
Coding region: 277-5553 (1758 amino acids)
Source: RefSeq, a predicted model, not a curated record